Molecule: messenger RNA, 1185 nt
Organism: Anoplopoma fimbria (sablefish)
Lineage: Eukaryota; Metazoa; Chordata; Actinopteri; Perciformes; Anoplopomatidae
Exons: 9
Coding region: 1-1185 (394 amino acids)
Biological process (GO): Arp2/3 complex-mediated actin nucleation
Cellular component (GO): actin cortical patch; Arp2/3 protein complex
Molecular function (GO): actin filament binding
Source: RefSeq, a predicted model, not a curated record
AUGGACAGCGAGGGGAGAAAAGUGGUGGUCUGUGACAAUGGGACAGGGUUUGUCAAGUGUGGCUUUGCUGGAUCCAACUUCCCCGACCACAUCUUCCCCGCCAUGGUGGGUCGACCAAUCAUACGAUCAAACACCAAAGUGGGCAACAUUGUGAUAAAGGACCUGAUGGUGGGCGAUGAGGCCAGCGAAUGCCGCUCCAUGCUGGAGGUGUCCUACCCGAUGGAGAACGGGAUGGUGCGCAGCUGGGAAGACAUGCUCCACCUGUGGGAUUACACCUUCGGCCCCGAGCGCCUGGACAUCAACCCGUCAGAAUGCAAGAUCCUCUUGACCGAGCCGCCCAUGAACCCCAUCAAGAACCGGGAGAAGAUCACGGAGGUCAUGUUUGAGAAGUACCAGUUCCACGGCAUUUAUGUGGCAAUUCAGGCUGUGCUCACUCUGUAUGCUCAGGGUUUGCUGACCGGUGUGGUCCUCGACUCAGGGGACGGUGUCACCCACAUCUGUCCAGUGUACGAGGGCUUUUCUUUACCCCACCUCACACGCAGACUGGACAUCGCAGGACGUGACAUCACACGGUACCUCAUCAAGCUCCUGCUUCUCCGCGGCUAUGCCUUCAACCACACCGCCGACUUUGAGACUGUGCGUAUGCUGAAGGAGGAGCUCUGCUAUGUGGGAUACAACAUCGAGCAGGAGCAGCGUCUGGCCCUAGAGACCACCUACCUGGUGGAGACGUUCACGCUCCCUGACGGCCGACAGGUAAAGGUGGGCGGAGAGAGGUUUGGGGCCCCUGAAGCUCUCUUCCAGCCUCAUCUCAUUAACGUGGAAGGAGCAGGAGUGGCGGAGUUGCUCUUUAACACCAUCCAGGCUGCAGACAUAGACCUCAGGCCAGACUUCUAUAAGCACAUAGUUCUGUCAGGAGGGACCACCAUGUACCCGGGACUUCCUUCCAGACUAGAGAGAGAGAUCAAGCAGCUCUACCUGGAGAGGGUGCUGGAUGGAGACACUAAGAAACUAUCGAAGUUUCCCAUCCGCAUCGAGGACCCUCCCCGUCGUAAACACAUGGUGUUCCUGGGCGGUGCGGUGCUGGCCAACAUCAUGAAGGACAAGGACUCCUUCUGGCUGAGCAGGGCGGAGUACGAGGAGAAAGGCCUGGGGGUGCUGCAGAAACUGGGAGGUGGAGUCAGAUAA